AAAGAAUAAAUAGGAAAAAGGAAAAGAAUAAUUAAUAGUAUGUAUAAAAUGUAAAAAAAAUGAGGAUUAUACUAAGGGAAAGAAAAUCCUGUGAAGAAGAAAAUUGCGUUAACGUGCGAUCGAACGAACGAACGAAACGAGAUGCUCGCAAAUUUCUAAGGCAGAGCAGAGCACCACUGUUUAUAGCAAUAGCAGCGCAUGCGCAAAACGCACUUCUUGCACGGAAAAUACGCGUGUACUCGCUUUGGUAGCACGACGAAGAGAAGCGGGGAACGAACGUAGUCGAGCUUUGCCGAGGGUCGAGCAGAGCAACAUCAUCGACGAGGAGAGAAGUCGGAGGCACCACCGCUCACUUUGCUUCGAGCUGUCGAACGCGACGGGCGUUAAACCUAUUCGCGUUACGCUUAUAAAUAUAUAUUUUAUAUUUAUUUAUAUUUUUAUCUAAGAUACAUUCGCAUCAAAAUAUUUAAUAACAAUCGUCUUUCAUUUUAUUCGUUCAUUUCAUACAUUGUAAACUCGCCCGCGUAAACGGCGUUUUUUAAUCUUAUCAUCGACAUCAUCUUCAUCAUCAUCAUCAUCAUCAUCCCCUUUCGACCGCGGAUCUUUUUAUACUUUUACGAUAUUAUCAUCUCGUAUAAGAAAUUUCAAAUUAUUCAACAUCGAUAAUAUAUUCUUCCAGUUUUGAUCUUUCAUAAUCGAUUGUUUUUCUUCCUAUAAUCUCACAAAUAGAUUCCUCGCGUUCGUUCGUUCAUACGUUCGUUUAUCCGUUUGUUCGUUGGUACUUUCCGAUCGAUUUUCCUUCCAUAACCUUCAGUAUAUUCUCUCGAUCAUAAAACACAUAGAGAGACAAGGCCACUUUGAUAGAGAAGCUUGUUCUUUUGUGCUAGCUUCGGUAUCCUUCCCUCUUGUCCCUGUCUCAUUUUCCCUCGAAUGACGUUCAAUUCAAUUCUGCUCGUUCUCGUUUGGAAAUGUCAAUCUGACGGUGGUAGACCUGAAGGACGAUUGUGGUUGCGAUCAGAAUGGAAAAGGCUAAAGUUACGAAAUUCUAAAAUUGCGUGAUAUAUACAAUAGGAUUCUAUUGUGAUCAGAGUUCCUGUUCACAAAUUCUGAUAAAAAUUAGGAAACGAAACGAAACGAAAGAAAACGAGACGAAAAUUACGAAAUAGGGAGAUAAAAAGCAAGAGGAUAAGGAAUAAAUGGGAAAGUAUGGAAGGGAAGAAAAAGAUAAGGAAAUAGAGAAAGGGGAGGAUAUAAGAGGGGUAGGAUAAGCAACGGGCAGCCAGAGCAACCAUUUACACCUGGCUCGAGUUCCUCGGAGGUAUAUAAGGGACACAAGGAUGUCUUCGAUGAAAGCCUGGAACUUGACGGGUCCAUCAAGCCGGUCGGUGAUUCGAGCAUGAUCGAGAAGUCGAGAGAUCCUUCGGAUUGCGAGAUGGAGGUCGCGCGGGAAAUUCUGGGAGGCCUAGUAGAAGCUACGGAUCCGAUUAUGGAGAAGCAAGAAAAGGAAACGGAUGGGAAGAAUAAAGAUGGAACAAUUGCAACAACAGCAACGCCAUUACCCUUGCAACCACCACCCCCACAACCAACAACAACAAACGCAGUAACAACGAUUUCCAGCGAAUCGAGUUUUACACUUUCAGAGAAGAUUGUUCCUGAAUGUCUUAUAGAAGAAGAAACAAAUAGGCAGGCCAAUGAAAAUGUUGAUUCACAAGCGAAGACGCCGAAUGGCGUCUGUUCAGCUUCUUUGUCACCAGGAUCGCCAUCGUCGUUGCCAUCUUUGUCUUCCUCGCCUUCGUCAUCGUCGUCGUCAUCGUUGUUAUCGAGAAAGAGGCCAGCCGGUAGCGAUUUCCUGUCGAUCGACUCCGAUAUUAAAAGAAUCGGUGUCGAGAUGUCGGAAGAAGAAACGAAUCAAUUGAGAAACGAUGUAAAGAGACUUUCGCCCGUUGAGAUAAGUCUUCGCGAAUGUACGCUAGGUGAGAUUUCAUUGACACCAGAUUCUCGAUCAUUUAGCGAAGAUGUUAACAAUGAUUUGUCGGAAAACUCACCAUUGUCUUCUAAUGUAUCGCGAAGUCGACGUAGGAAUCAACCAACACCGUUAAACAAUUUAGUUACCGAAGCAGACGAAGAUAUUAUGUGGACACGAUCAAGGUCUAGGAUCAUUAAAAUUGAAUCUACGAUUGAAAAUGAGGAGGAGUGCUCUACUACGAGUAAUAGCAUAGAAAACACGGAUAACAAUGUUCAAAGUAAAUUAAAUUAUAUCGAGGAUAAAAUGAAUGGCGACGACAACGAAGACGAUAAAGUCAAUGAACAAACUUCCAGUUACUUGUCGAAAAACAUUUUCUCUGAUGAAGACAUCGACCGGGCCAUUGAUAAUUCUAAUGCUGAAAGGUCCAACGUUAAAAAUACGAUAAAAGAGGAUAAAAGUUCUCUGCGUCAUUUGGUUGUCAUGUUGGAACGUGUAGAUAAGUCGGAUUUUAAGGAAUGUCAAAACAACGUUCUUGGUAUUAUAAAACCGAGGGAGAUUCUUGGAGAAGAAGGUACAACUACGAAGGACAAUGCGCACGAGAAGACGCAAAAGAGUUCUUUGUUGCCUCGUAAAUUGAUCGUAAUGUUAAAUCGUAUAGACAUAAAGGAAGAUUCUAUUAACAAGGAAGAAGAAGAAAAUUUGAUUCGUAGUAAUACAAUAAAAUCUAUUGAUUCUACGGUAAAUUGUCGAAGAAAAAAUGUAAAUCCGAUGGAUAAGAUUUGUACACGUUCGUCUACCCUACAAGAGCGAAUACUGGAAAACAAUAUAAAAUUGAGCGAUGAAUUUGCGGAUAAAAGUAAGAUGAUUGAUGCAUUGCCGAAUGAUUAUUUUGUAGCCGAAGAUCCUGUACGAGAGAAGGAAAAUAGUAGUGUUGACGAGAUUAAAGAUUUGCAGCCAGUUAUAAUGGUUGAGAGUAUGAAAAUCAAAGUAUCGGAAACGCCGAGAAUACUUCCUUCUUCGACUACGCCUAUUGUGGAUAAAUAUGACAGUCAAAUUUCGUUGGAGAUAGGUGGAUCAUCUUCUAACGAAGUUAAUCGUUACUCAAUAAGAAGUAAAACAAAAACUGUCGUCGAGGAGCUUGGUGAGAAGGAAGAAUUGCGAAUUGAAAAAAAUGUUGCGAGGAGAGGCAGCGUGGUACAGAUAUCAAGUAAAGAAACAACGAUUUCUCGUGGUGUGCCAGUGGUUAUAAAGAAAAUUGAAAACGAGGUAGAAAUCGUACUGGUGGCGUCUUCGUCUUUGUCAAACGAAGAUGAUCGUCUGCGAAUUCUCGACUCGUCUGAUUUGGAUUCGUCCGAGACAGCGACACCAGGCUCACCCGGGGAAGCACUGGAAGCUAGUACCGAUAUCCAAGAGGCGAUCGAUACCGAAACGGAAACCGAGACUGGAUCAGACAGUUCCGAGUUGCCAUCGUCAAUGUCGACCGUUCGUAUUCGCGGUACUAGUUGCGAGAGAGAAGAUAUCACCGAUGCAGCCAAUUGUCAAGAAAACGAAAACCUCUGCUGCGACGAGAUAGCAUCCGAGAUAAUAACCAGACUUGAACCAGAAAAGCCAGAACCUUUUACCGAGGAUUCCGCGGAGAGUUUGGCAUUGACGACUGGUGCAAGAGACGAAGUUAGAUCCGACGGUAGUGAUUCUGGCCUUGGAAGUGAAAUACCUGGAGAUCCUGGUCCAGCCCCAGCUCCAGAAAGUGAUUCGGAGACUUCCUUUCUCGAUAGAAUACCAGAUGAUAUUCUCUCCGACAAGGAAAAAGCUGUUAACCAACUGGAGGAAAGUUUUGUAUCAGACACGAGUGUCCCUGGGGUAUCGCAGACUACAUUAACGACCUUUCGAAGCCCUUCGAAAAGCAAUCUCAAACGUAGACUGACCGACUGCAUGGAAGAAAGUGAACCGAGUCCUAAAAGAAGCAAUACUACUGAGGAGCCUAUAAAAAAGAAACGAAAUAUUCAUUUUGAUGCCGUCACCGUUUACUACUUUCCUCGAGCGCAAGGUUUCACUUGUGUUCCUUCACAAGGCGGUAGUACUCUAGGCAUGAGUGCAACCCACACGCACGCGGAAAGAUUUUCUCUUUCCGAACAUGCGGCCGAGCAAAGGAGACUGCAUCGGGCUAGAUUGGCGCAACUACGUUCCGAACGUGCAGCUAAUUGUACUACAGAGGCUGCUUCUAGUUCGGAAGAUCCGAGCGACGAUACCGACGAAGAACCUAGCGACAAUGAAGAGCUCGAUAUCGACAGCUAUUAUUUUCUACAGCCUGUACCAACGUGGCAAAGACGAGCACUUCUUCGAGCAGCCGGUGUACGUAGGAUAGAUGCCGUUGAGAAGGAUGAAUGUCGGGACAUCCGUGCGAGCCGAGAACACUGUGGCUGCGGAUGCAAGGGAUAUUGCGAUCCGGAAAGUUGUCCUUGCAGCAGAGCAAACGUCAAGUGCCAGGUCGAUCGUGCCGGUUUUCCUUGCGGUUGUACCCGGGACGGUUGUGCCAACAGCUCCGGUAGGAUAGAAUUUAAUCCGGUAAGAGUGCGGACACAUUUCAUACACACAUUGAUGCGGCUCGAAUUAGAGAAGAAGCAACGCGACGAAGAAGCAACAGAUCACGAGAGCACCGACAAUCAGAAUAACAAAAGCGGACCAUUGCGAGAUAUCAAUUUGGUUUCUAUAAUAGACAAUUCAAAUACGGAAACGUGUAUAACCGGUGGUGGUUUUACAACGUUACACUAUGAAAAUCAUGAUACCGGUAGUAGUUCAAAUUGUCAAACAGAAGUAUCUGGUACGCGAGAAGAUAGUUUAGAUCUUUAUGCUAUAAGAGACGAUUGUUAUCCUAACGAAGAUACGGUUGAUGGUACGCAGACUGGCCAAAGAAAAUUGCAUCCCGAAUUUAAUCAAAGUUUUCAAACGUUUUCGGGCCAAACAGCAGGUGCAAAUAUGAAUUUUCAACAGACCGCUUAUCAGGAUUAUCAGGCUUAUACAAAUAUUCCUUCUACGUCUAGGGUGCAAUUUCAGGCGCAAUUUCAACCGGUGUCGGGAAGCCCAGGUUUUUCGCAUUACGCGGUCUAUGGGCAAGAUGGCACAUCUGUGCAGGACAGUUGUCAGAUACAUCCUGGACAACAUCCUUCCAAUUACGAGGCAAACUUCGCGCAAGACGAAUCGACCGGAUCGCAAUAUACAAAUUUGAAUUCCGUUCAACCUAUGAACGGUGGAGUCCAACAGAUAGGUAAGCUAGAACCGUUCUCGGAAUUGCUAUCCGGUAGGUACUCGUAUUAUGGCGAAAUAGAGCCGCAAGCGCAUGGUACUUAUCAUGGAAAUGGAAAUAAGGAAGGAGAAAAGAAUCAAACGACGGAUGAGCAACAAUCGCAAAGUACGGAGGAAUGUGACGAGAAUUUUGGAGAAAUCAUAAAGAAAUCUAUGGUGGAGACUGUGUCCGCUUAGAUCUAUUCAUUUACGUUAAUAUGAUAAGUGAGUGUUUGGUGUCAUCGUCUAAUGGUGAUUUGAGACUGACAAAAAACAUCUCCUGUAUUGCGACAAUUGCAUCUUGGUGACAUAUAUAUAUAGAUAUAUUUAUAUAUAUAUAUAUAUGUAUAUAUAUUUUCAAGAGCUUGAUAAUCCGUCGAUGAGUUUCGAUUAAAGCGAAGAAGAAAUUUUUUCUAUAGAGGAAGAAGGAUAUUGGAACUGUUCCGUUACUUCUACAUUGUGCGAUUAGAUAAAUCCGAUUUUAUUGUUGUUCGUGAUUUUUCGAAAGAAUUAUCUUUUUCUUUCGUCAAGGAUCACUGACGAUGAACGAUGAGUCCCAUGGAUAUCGUUAGAAAAAAUAUUGCGGCUACAUAUGCGUCCGCCCGGGAUGGAAAUUUUGGAACGUCCUUCUUGAAUAGUUUAUACCGAAAUCCCCUGGGGUGCUUCUUCGAAGUCGAGAAAAUGAUGACGAUGAUGAUAGAUACACUGGAAGAAAUACGGUAUCGAAGAAAUACCAAGAGAAUCCGGGGCCUCGCCUCAUUUUUCGCCGAAGGAUUAUUCAAUAGGAAGGUCUCCGUCGAAAAUCUUUUUGGAGAACAGAUACUCGUUUGAUUCCAAACAAUUAAGAUAAAACAUGAAAAGAAAAAAAGAAAUAAAGAAAAAAAAAUUUAACAAAAAAGAGAAAAGAUAAAAGAACGGAACGAAAAAAAGAAAAGAAAAACUAAAUAAAAGAAAAAGAAAAUGGCGGUUAUGUUACCGAAGUAGAGUAGGUAAUUAACGUGGUUGUGACCAAAUAAACAACAUGGGAUCAGCAUAGAAAUGCGGUUUAUAAUUAACUAGCGAUAUAAAUACUUGUAAACGUAGCUCAGAGCGAACGGUAUGUCUCUUUUUAAAAGGGAUACUUUGGAUUAUAUAAGAAAAGCAACAAAAACAAUUUAUAUAUAAAUAAUUAUCUUUUUGUUUUUUAUUUUAUCCGUUGGUUAUAUUUCUAGAUUGAAUUAAAGAAAAAACAAAAUGAAAACAUAAAUUAAAUGAAAAUAAAUCACAAAUUUCUAAAAUGUGGAAUGAAACAAAAAACAAAAUAAGAAAUAAAAAAGAUUAUUACGCGCAUCCACGGUUAUAAACACAAAUACGACGACAACAUGAACGAUUGUGAUACUCAUGCGUAUAAUGCAGUCUUGCACACACACACAAUGGUCAUAGAAUAUAAGAGAUAUCUCGCGAAACUUUUAUAUGCGUGAUCGAGAGAUCGCAUUUGAAAAAUGGUCUUUUCGAUCGUCGAUUUACACCUAUUAUUCGAUAAUAGAAGAUACAUUUAGAUCAUACUUGUACAGUGUCCACGUUUAUUAAACGAAAAAGCAAGCACAAACGUCGAAAAAAAAAAUUAAGAAAGAAAAAACGGCCAUUUGUAAUAACGCCAAAAAAGAUGAAGAAGAGGAAGUAAAAAGUUCAAGGUGCUGAUAUAUAACUGACGCGCGCGUAUGUCAUUUUAAAAGUUUAAGCGUAACUUUUGAUCGAAUGUUUUUUUUUCUCACAUAUGCGUUACCUUGAAAUAGCAAUUUUCUCUCUCUCUCUCUCUCUCUCUUUCCUUCCUUUGGAUUUGUUUUUUUUUUUGCGUUUACAUACGUUUACAUACGUUUACAUACGUAUACAUUCAUAUACAUAUACAUAGCGUAUAUACAUACGUUACAAAUACAUACGUAUUUAAAAAAGAAAGUCUCGGAGAUCGAAGGCCUUAGAAUAAAAUGACAGUCUCUGACAAAUUAAACGAUUUGAUUUAAAAGAAAACAAAAGUAAAGAACAUUAAACAGAAAAACAAUGAAAUUCGUGCUAUACGUAGAUGUCAAUUUUUUUUUAUUAAUUUUGUCUUUUUUUUUUAUACAUACAUAUUUUCUCUUUUUCUUAUUUUUUGCGGCACAUGUCAACACGUAUUCUUAAAUACACCCAGUAGAUUUUUCGACACAGAUCUUUUCAACAUCCCGGGACGUUGAUCGCUAAUACCCAUAAUUCAAAUAAUUCUACGUAAGGAAACAAUGAUAUAUAUAUAUAUGAGAGGAUUAGUAUUAAAUUUAUACAUACUUAUUGUGUGGACGUGUCAACUCCCAAACUCCUUCUACAAAGAAUUGUUCCUUUAAUCCUACCCUUGUUAUUUAUUUUUGUUCUCAUUGAUCGGUGCCUAAACGAUUAAUAUAAUUCGUGUAUUUUGGACGAGCAUUUUACAAAAAUAAAAAAAAGAAAUAAUAAAUAAAUAAAUAAGGAAAAGGAAAAGGUCCGUCAUUAUAAAAAAACAAAAAAAAAAAAAAAUACAAAAAUAAAGACGUGUCUCUGAGAAGAAGGAGCGAGAAACGUCGUUUAAUACGCGUUAUGUGGGAUGUGACACUUCCUAAUGGCAUAUAAAUAAUACAUAUAAGCACGUAUGUAAGUAACUUUUAGAUUAUUUGAGUAAAAAAAGGCAUACAUA
Molecule: messenger RNA, 7928 nt
Organism: Polistes canadensis
Lineage: Eukaryota; Metazoa; Arthropoda; Insecta; Hymenoptera; Vespidae
Gene: Axud1
Exons: 5
Coding region: 1397-5446 (1349 amino acids)
Biological process (GO): regulation of transcription by RNA polymerase II
Cellular component (GO): nucleus
Molecular function (GO): sequence-specific DNA binding; DNA-binding transcription factor activity, RNA polymerase II-specific
Source: RefSeq, a predicted model, not a curated record